AUGGGUAAACUUAAUAUCGCUCACCAUAAAUCAUACCACCCCUACCGCCGGGACAACAUCGAGCGCGUGCGGAAAGAUGAAGAGGAAGCUGCGCAAAAGGAAGCCGAGGCUGAGGGAAGGAUAGUGUUGGCUGAUGCAGAGGCUCGAUUGGACCUCCUCCGAGAGCGCGCAGGGCUUGGGAAAGGGAAAGGAAAGGGGAAGAGGAAAGAGGAUGAUAUGAAAGCCAUAGAUGAUGCGAAGGCCUCCAUCAUUGCUAACAACUCGAUCCAAGGCCAUAUCAAUCUAUUUGAGGAUAUAGAGCAGCAAGAAACGAUUACUGCUGUACGGGCGACGAAGAAAACCACACAGCUGGAGACUGAGAAAGGUGUACCACUGGCUCCAAGUGCCAAGGACCUCAACCCGUGGUACAGCGAGCGCGAUAAGGAAAAGGAACAUCAAGAGGAUGAGAAGAGCGAACGCUUAAGAUUGCGCGAUCUUGCUUCAAAGACGAGGAAUGACCCUCUCACAGCCAUCACGCAUCAGCUCGCAUCACGCUCUUCAUCAAGCUAUUCUUCCCCUGCCCCUCAGACGUCAUGGCGGCGCCCCAAACACCGCACCCCACCUGAUUCAAGUGAUAAGAUGAAACCUCCUCCCCCACCCUCGGAUGCUACGUCCAUGCGCCUUGCGCGUGAAUCAUCAGAACGCGAGCGCGCGCUGGCGUUGAUUCAGCGCAAGCAACGUGAAAUGAGAGGCAGCGAAACACCGAGUACUGUGCACGGGGGCCUUGAUGAAGGGUAUGGGGACGUAUUUAACCGGCGGGAGGUUGAAGAAGCGCAUUCAUAUCGACGACGGCGGUGGUAA
Molecule: messenger RNA, 840 nt
Organism: Suillus clintonianus
Lineage: Eukaryota; Fungi; Basidiomycota; Agaricomycetes; Boletales; Suillaceae
Exons: 3
Coding region: 1-840 (279 amino acids)
Source: RefSeq, a predicted model, not a curated record